GACGGCUUCCGAACUGAGUGGGGGGAUACUUUAAAAUAUUCUCAUCAACAUGUUAUUAUUUUUAUUGCACAAAUGUGAUUCCAAUGCCAGAAAUAUACCUCUUUCAAACUUUCGCAUGUUUCGACGAAAGUGUAGUACCAAUUCCGACAAGUAUACGGCAUGAUAUCUUCAAACAACACUACAAGGAUGAUCGAGACAGACGGAAGGAGAAGCUCCAAUAAAGGACUGAAAGUGGAUCUAUAAAAGAUAAAGAAGCAUGGCAUAGUUUGGUUGGAGUUGCGAUAGUUCAGACGAAGUGAAUUGGCACAGCGACCGCGGACGGCAGCGGCCACAGCGACAUUGACGGGAGAGGGCACAGCGACAUUGACGGGAGAGGGCACAGCGUCAAUGACGGGAGCGGCCACAACGACAUUGACGGGAGUGGCCACAGCGACAUUGACGGGAGUGGCCACAGCGUCAAUGACGGGAGAGGGCACAGCGUCAAUGACGGGAGCGGCCACAACGACAUUGACGGGAGUGGCCACAGCGUCAAUGACGGGAGAGGGCACAGCGACAUUGACGGGAGUGGGCACAGCGACAUUGACGGGAGAGGGCACAGCGACAUUGAUGGGAGAGGGCACAGCGACAUUGACGGGAGAGGGCACAGCGACAUUGACGGGAGAGGGCACAGCGUCAAUGACGGGAGAGGGCACAGCGUCAAUGACGGGAAGACAAGAGUAUGGGAAUUGUGGCGGAUAGUGCGGUAAAAAAGACGGAAAGAGAAAUUGCCUUUGGAGGUAUGUAUAAACCGUUAGAUUUCAGCAGUCCAAGGUCGUUACAACGGUGGGAAAGGUAGGUAUUGUAAGUAAUCAUUUACAUAGAUACAAAUAGUGCUAGGUGUCUUGUUAUAAUGUGUAUUUAAUAUGCUUCAGUGAAACAACAACAAAAACAGCCAUACAGACAACAGAAACAAUUACAACCAUUGAGCCUACAACUACAGCCACUGAACAUACACAAACAACGACCACAACCUAUGAACUCACUUUACAUUUAAUACAUAUGUCAACUAUUUCACUAAUACAAUAAUACAAAUAUUUUACUAAUACAACUAGUUCACUAAUACAACUAUUUCACUGAUAUAACCAUUUUACUAAUAUAACUAUUUCACUGAUAUAACUACAUGUAUUUCACUAAUACAACCAACUAUUUUACUAAUAUAACUAUUUCACAAACAGCGACGGAAGGUACACGUAAGUAAUUGAUAUAUUGCCUGCUUUAUCUAUCAUGCCAAUUAACCAGCGAGUGGGUUUUCCCGUGACUAACUCUUGUAACCUGUUUAUUUAUGUAUUUGUUUCUAUGUAUAUAACUAUAUCUGUACUACUAAUGACUAAUGAGAUCAGUCACCGAUCAUCAAAUGUGUCGGCCUGAAAUUCAUUUUUGUAUGUAACAUUCUUUUUCAGCUGAAACAACGACCGAUUUAUCAACAGAGCAAACAUCUCCUGCAACCACAACUACUUCACUGACGACCACCACAACCACGCCUUCAACAACUACAAUAACGACACCUACAACCACAACUACUACACCUACAACUACCUCUACUACACCUUCAACUACCUCUACUACACCUACAACCACAA
Messenger RNA from Pecten maximus, 1619 nucleotides. Its product is annotated as putative per-hexamer repeat protein 5. Lineage: Eukaryota; Metazoa; Mollusca; Bivalvia; Pectinida; Pectinidae. The transcript has 2 exons. The record is from RefSeq and is a predicted model, not a curated record. Bases 388 to 738 code for a protein of 116 amino acids.